Messenger RNA from Wyeomyia smithii (pitcher-plant mosquito), 1241 nucleotides. RefSeq lists its product as uncharacterized. The transcript has 3 exons. Lineage: Eukaryota; Metazoa; Arthropoda; Insecta; Diptera; Culicidae. The coding region runs from base 696 to 1214 and encodes 172 amino acids. The record is from RefSeq and is a predicted model, not a curated record.
CGUACCCAUGUCAACACGCUGGAAAUUAUUUCACUUUUACCGGUGAGUGGCAGAAUUGGAUCGGCUACUGAUUUUGAUUCGAGAACAUUGGCACAGUCGAGCAGUCAAUUAAACACAAGCUUCCCGUGCGUCGCACGCGUAGCGUUUUGUUCCCCGACGCCUUUGCUAGGAAAAUUGACACUGACUGAAUGCCCAGUGGAGCGACAAUUACGGUCGGAUAUCGUCACGAGAUCAGGUUCCCAUUCAUAAGCUGCGUGCCUAUCGGGCAGCAAAUGCACAAUUUAUGUAUUCCUCGCGACACGUCACUCAAUUUCAGCGCGGCGGGAAGCGUGGAAAUCUAGGUUUGAUGAAAACCGUUCGAUCAUUGCAGUAUGCGCUAACGGUUCGUAAUUAAAUCGUUGGUCAAGAUGAUGAAUCGAAAGAUUGACAUUUCAGCAUUUUCGUGGUUGUUUUGCAUAACACUCACCUGAGGUCGUCAUCUGACGACAAGAACGGCUAGCAGUAGGGUAGCCGAGCAAAAGGUGAGAUAGUGUUCAAGCUUACAGAUACUUGACCCACGAUCGGCGGCGAGAAGUUGGGUUGAAUGGAUCCGGUCGAGAGGAUCAGUAUGUCAGUGAUCGCUUACUGCGCUACAUCGUAAAUUGCUGAUUGCAGUUUACUUUUUUAUCUUUCGAUCGGUAACGACGAAACACGCAAUGACGUCACGCCGGCUGUGGCAGGCUGUAACUUUGAGCGCGAUCGUAGCCUUAAUCGAUCAAGGUGACAUCGUUGUCGGAUUGGAGUGUCACUUUUGCAUAGGAAUGAUCAGCUGCAACCGAAGUGGGGAAGAAAUUGAAACAAUGCCCUGCACGGCCGAAAUCGUCCACAGAACCAACGAGUCGCUAGCCAGUUUUAUGCCGACUCUAGUAAAAACCCAGGUGUUAAAUCGAGAGGAGUUUCAGUGUGUUCACGUGAAGGCAACUUCUUUGUCGGAUAGGACCUUUUUGUUUAUACGCGGGUGCGUCUACGCAACAGUGAGUUCGAUCGAGUUUUGCGACCUGAGACACGCAAGCUUUCAAGGAACGCGUGAGUGCGUGGCUUGCAACCGUGAGGAUCGCUGCAACGAUGUUAUCCUUAGUGGUAGUGAACGGAAUGUGAUUAGUGCAAUUACUAUGGUUGGGGUGUUUGCAGUACUCUGUGUAGUAAAUCAUGUCUACCUCCGUCUGAAUGUAUAAUAAAGCAUGUAAUUUAUUUCCUCUUCA